This is a messenger RNA of Drosophila busckii, 1395 nucleotides long. RefSeq names its product LIM/homeobox protein Awh (gene Awh). The record is from RefSeq and is a predicted model, not a curated record. The coding region runs from base 55 to 762 and encodes 235 amino acids. The transcript is spliced from 5 exons. Gene Ontology annotation, molecular function: RNA polymerase II transcription regulatory region sequence-specific DNA binding; DNA-binding transcription factor activity, RNA polymerase II-specific. Gene Ontology annotation, biological process: neuron differentiation; regulation of transcription by RNA polymerase II. Gene Ontology annotation, cellular component: nucleus. Lineage: Eukaryota; Metazoa; Arthropoda; Insecta; Diptera; Drosophilidae.
UUUUUCCUCGAGGUUGGCGGCUGCUCGUGGCACGCCCAUUGCCUCCGCUGUUGCAUGUGCAUGUGCCCGCUGGAUCGCCAACAGUCGUGCUACAUACGCGAACGCCAAGUCUACUGCAAGGCCGAUUACAGCAAAAGUUUUGGCGCCAAGUGCUCGAAAUGCUGUCGCGGCAUCUCCGCCUCGGAUUGGGUGCGACGAGCGCGCGAUUUGGUGUUCCAUUUGGCCUGCUUUGCCUGCGAUCAAUGCGGACGCCAGUUGUCCACUGGCGAGCAGUUUGCGCUCAUGGAUGACCGUGUGCUUUGCAAGGCUCAUUAUCUUGAAACGGUCGAGGGUGGCACCACAUCAAGUGACGAUGGCUGUGAUGGUGAUGGUUAUCACAAGAGUAAAACGAAACGCGUGCGCACCACCUUCACCGAGGAGCAAUUGCAAGUGCUGCAGGCCAACUUUCAGAUUGACAGUAAUCCGGAUGGUCAGGAUUUGGAGCGCAUUGCCUCGGUGACCGGUCUGAGCAAGCGUGUGACGCAAGUUUGGUUUCAGAAUUCGCGUGCGCGUCAGAAAAAACACAUACAUGCUGUACGCGAACCGGAAGGAAGCUCAUUUGCGCGUCAUAUUAACCUGCAGUUAACGUACUCGUUUCAGAAUAACCCACAGAAUCCCAUGCAUAUGAAUGGCACCAAAGGCGCUCUAUAUCCAGCGCAUGAAUCCUCUAUGGAUGAACUGUCGCAAGACUCGAGCGUCCACUGCAUGCCCAGCGAGGUGUGACUGGAACAGUCCUCGCCAGCGCGUGCCCAUCGCUAGCCCAAAGCUUGGGCACUGUGAUUCGCAACACACGUGGAUCGUUGGCGCUAAACUCAAUUCAAAAACGUCCUUUCCUAGUCAAAAUUUUAUGUACAGCUAAGCGCUCAAAUGAAAUACACAAAAACUAUACACACCCACACACACAGCAUGGAUUACAACUACAACUAUAACAACAAAACGAACAGAUACGUUUAGCAUAAAAUUAAGGCAUAAAUCGCAACAAGUUAAGGCUGUUUGUGCAACAGUUAAUGCUUAGAGCAUUGCAACAAACGUUACCCAGUCCAAGGUCCCAGCUCUCUACACCAAAGUAGACACACACACACACACACACACAUCUCAAAACAUUCCUGCAUAGCCUAUAAACCUAAGCUUAGUUUAGUUAAUUUAAUUUAAAUGAAAUUUAAAUUUAAUUUAGUUUAAUGCUUAAGUGUUAAGUGUUUCCCUCUCUCUCACACACUCUAACUCUCUCUCUCUCUCCCUCUUGCUAGUACUUGCGUCCCCCUUGUACAUGUCUUUUAGUUGUUAAGCUAAGAAAAAAGAAAAACUGCAGCUGCUUGCCAAGGCUUUUGUAAAAUAUUUAUACGCCUACUAUUCAUG